Dalotia coriaria is the source of this 2349-nucleotide messenger RNA. RefSeq names its product nicastrin-like. Lineage: Eukaryota; Metazoa; Arthropoda; Insecta; Coleoptera; Staphylinidae. Gene Ontology annotation, biological process: protein processing; Notch receptor processing. The transcript is spliced from 7 exons. The coding region runs from base 124 to 2166 and encodes 680 amino acids. Gene Ontology annotation, cellular component: plasma membrane. The record is from RefSeq and is a predicted model, not a curated record.
AUCUGUCAUCUUUCAUCUUGCAUUGUUGAAGUUGUCAGAUAAUAAAUAAUUUCGCCAUAAACAAUGUUUCCGCGUUAAUUAACAACUUUGUUUCUACAUAAAUCAAUACCUAAACAUUUCACGAUGUCGCCAAUGUUUAAAUAUAUCCUGAUUUUUGCUUUGUGCGCGUCUGUACACUCCCAACGUACCAAAGACAAGAUGUACGAUGAAGUCGACGGAAUAUCCGCUUGUUUUCGUCGAUUGAAUGGCACACACCAAAUUGGCUGCUCAUCCAAACGAGAUGGUUCAACUGGUGUGAUCCACUUUGUUGACUCGCCAAGUGAUUUAAACUUUGUUUUGGAUGUCAAAAAUGGUUUAGACUACAUCCCAGUCAUCCCAAUUGAGUUAUUCACUAGAGAACUCAAUAGUAAACUACAGCUGCUGGACCAUAUCAGUGGUUUACUAGUGUAUAACAUUGAAAAUGAACAAAAAUUGCCUGUAAAUCACUACAGUCCUGAUUUAAAGUGUCCGAAUGAAGGUAGUAACAUCCAAGGCACUUGUGACACCAAAUGGAACUUCUUUGGUAACAGUCUCCUGGCUGAAGACUUCAAAUUCCCGGUUUUUUACUUGGAUAAAGAGAAAGAAGUGAAAAAAGUCCGCGAUUGCUUCGGAAAGUUUAAUAAUUUCAGUUUUGAUGAGCAUACAAGUCGUUCUCUAUGCAGUAUUGAACUUCAGAGCUUCAUGUUUGCUGCCUAUGACACACCUACAUGUUUAAGACGAUCGCAAUCCGUUGUAAACAUGAAUCCGAUGAAGUUUUGUGAUGCUUUGGGUGAUCAGAACGUGUGGGCAUCGUUGUUUCCAAUUGGGAAUUCAACUCUAUCGCCUGCUGUUGUUUUGAAGAGUAAUAUCAAGCAGAUUUUGGUCGUUAGUCGCAUUGACGCCACUUCGUUGUUUUAUAAUUUGGAACCUGGUGCGCAGAGCGCUGUCACGGGGAUGGUAACGUUACUAGGAGUUGCUGAACUGCUCAAGAGGAUGUUACCCACCUAUGAAGAUUAUGAUCGAAACGUUGUCUUCAUCCUCUUCAACGGCGAAAGCUUCGACUACAUAGGCUCCCAACGCAUAGUCUACGACAUGAAGAAAGGCGAAUUCCCCCGUUCUGAAUACACAUCAACCACCGAACACUCCAACCCCAUCCGCUUCGAAGACAUCGACACCGUCUUCGAAAUCUCCCAAAUCACCAACACACCAAAACUCCACCUACACCUUCUAAACGAACCCGAACAAAGUGAAUUCCUCAACAUAUUAAAAAAGAACCUACUAAACAUUGAAAUACACACAGACACCAUCCCACCCACAUCCAUCCAAUCAUUCAUAAGAGAAAAAAACGCACCCAAGAGUCUUGUGCUUACAGACUAUGCAACCAACUUCACAAAUGCAUACUACAACAGCAUCUACGACAACUCAAACAAUAUAAAAUUUGUUUAUCAAAACAUAACCAAUGGAGACGAUGUAGAUACACUCCCAAAAGACAGUAUACAGGUAUUUAUCGGUGGAGUGGUUGAUGGCAUAGCUAAAACACUCUACGAAGCAGUCACUAAGAGAGAAUAUAAGGGGACGGAACGUUAUAACAAAUAUUACAUCAAUGAAUUGUUGCAUUGUUAUCUUGAGUCGGCAAACUGCAGUAUACACAGAGCUCUGCGAAAAGGCAGCUUCCAACCAGUACCUUUGAGUUUAUAUGUUGGUGUCACUGUCAGUUCCAACAUUAUGACGAAUUUAUUAGCAUUGACAUUUGCAUUCUUCAUGGGUGAUACGAUUGGAAAAGGUGCUUGUCCUGCGAACAUGUCUUCACAUGUUUAUUAUCAUUUCAACAUGUCGCAGAGUGUUUUACAGAGGAAUGAGACACAGUGUUAUAGGAUUUCGAUGAAUUUGACUGAUGCGGAGAGUCCGGCGUUUUUAAUCGAUGGAUAUGAUUGGACUUCUGGUGAAUAUUCCUCAUGGACUGAAAGUGUCUGGAGGGAGUUCAAUGUGAGAUUAUUCCUGAAACCAGCCCGUGCGCAUGAAAUCAUGACUCUGGUCGUUGGUUUAGUUGUGUUUCUGGCGUCGAUGGCGAUUACUCUGUGUAUCAAUAGGAAGAAGGAUGUUUUGUUUGAGAAUAUUACUACUACCACACCACCAGCAAACUGCUAAAUGGCUAAAACCUUGGGUUCUCUUGUGAUAUUGACAGACAGUGUCCAAAUUUUCUACUAAAGACUUAAUUGAUUCCUUUUACAUUUAAUUAUUAUUGGUUUGACUUGUAAUGCGUUUGUUCAUGUAUUAGUAUACAUAUUUAUAUUUCCAAGUUUAAAAUACAUAACUUAUUUCUAACUAAAA